Ambispora gerdemannii is the source of this 782-nucleotide messenger RNA. Lineage: Eukaryota; Fungi; Glomeromycota; Glomeromycetes; Archaeosporales; Ambisporaceae. The record is from the annotation of a GenBank genome assembly.
AUGACCAAUUUCACCAGCCCUAAUUACGCGUAUUUAACAGAUCACGAAAUACAGAUUUUACAACAAUGCCCUUACCGAUUAACUCUUACGAUUGAUGAAUUAACAAAAUCAGCCGUAAGAAAAUACCAUGAUUUUGAUAAAUCACCACGACCACAAAACAGUUGGAUAAUUUUUCGAAGAGAUUAUGAAGCGUAUUUACGUUUAUGUGAUCGAUAUGCCAAAUCAACAAUUAUUGAAACAGCAAAGGAAUGCAGCUCAAGGUGGAAAAAACUAUCAAGCGAAGUCAAGGAUUUCUUCAAAAUAUUGGAAAGAAUAGCUUGUGAGAAUCAUAAGCGUGUAUAUCCUGAUUAUAAAUAUAAGCCAAAAAAUCCAAAGAAUUCAAGUGGUAAAAAAUUUAUUUUUCGAGAACAGAAAAAGUAUCCUACUUCAUCAGCUAACCCUAACUCUUCAACGUCACUAAGUUCGACAGUCACUGACAAUAAUCAAGACUAUACUAAUAACUUUACGAUAGCCAUAUAUAACAAUCAAGACUAUACUAAUAACUUUACGACAGCCAUCUAUAAUCAUCAAGACUAUAGUGAUGGCCUUACAACCAUUCCUAAAGACUAUAGUGACGGCCUUACAACCAUUCAUCAAGACUAUAGUGAUGGACUUACAACCAUUCAUCAAGACUAUAGUGAUGGCCUUACAACCAUUCAUCAAGACUAUAGUGAUUGGCUUACAACCAUUCAUCAAGACUAUACCGAUGCUAAUGAUCUAACUCAAAAUUCGAUCAACAACGC